This is a messenger RNA of Penaeus indicus, 453 nucleotides long. RefSeq lists its product as uncharacterized. The record is from RefSeq and is a predicted model, not a curated record. Lineage: Eukaryota; Metazoa; Arthropoda; Malacostraca; Decapoda; Penaeidae. The transcript has 5 exons. Bases 1 to 453 code for a protein of 150 amino acids.
AUGGUGGUCCUGGGGUGUGGAACGGGGCCUACAUGCCACCAACAGGCGGCCAUCGGACCUCAUUGGGACGACUACAAGCUCGACGCUACAUCGACAACUGCCUCAACUCCCAAGUCUCGUUGGUCAAGGACACCGGCGUGGGGGCCUUUCGAGGUGGUCAACGAACCUGGGGGAUCCAUCUUGCGUCUAAGCGACUCCGAGCCUUGCUACGACACGACCAUCACGGCCAGAGUGGCGCUGCUGGACCUGCCUCUACAUCCACAUGGAACGGCCAGUUCGCGCAGAUUGACGCCUUCCCCAACACCCACAAACCACUACACCGGGACGAAAUGCCUGGAACAAGGCGGCGGGAGGAAGCGACGCCAUCUCGAUUCUUCAGUGCACGCCUACGAAUGGGGGGGAUCCUGGAGUCCCAACGCGCCCUUCACGGUGAACGCCGAUGACUACGCCUAG